GUAACAGUCACUUAUUAUUUUACUCUGGUAAAUCAAUAAAAUAAAAAUGAAGGGAAAUGCAAGAGAAGAAGAGUAAGUAAACACUGCUUUGAUAGUACCAAUAUGUCCUCUUAUGUGCCUUAUCUUAUAUCUCUUCUCACUGGCUUAGAUCCUCGAUCCAGUAUUUUUGUCAGAAAUGGUUCGAAUUGGUGCAAAUCGCAUACAAAAAUAUGAAAUCCGUUGAUAGUUUAGUUUUGCUUAAUAUUUAUGCUUCUAAUCCUUUGUGUGUCUUUUGAUAAGUCCAAGUAUAAAUAGACUUGCUUCUCUAACGUUGAAAGCAAGUGUCCCAAUUCUUACGGACUAACAUUCAAUAAAGAAAGCCGUUCCAGACUAAGAUCAAACCUUCCAGAUACAAAAAGAUAAAAACCUCUGAAAAUAAAUAAGCUAGUGAAGCUCAGUAAGAUGUGAAAGGAGUAUGUCAUGAAUAAAAGCAAGACCAAUGGUACUGAGAUCGCCAAAAUUAUUCAGAAACAGCAUAAAGAUCUGUAUUCGAGCUCAAAGCAUACCUGCUUUAAAAAUGUUCAGAGAAGAGUCUAUGACGCUCUGAAUGUCUUUACUGCACUUGGAAUUGUGGAGAAGAGAAGGAAUUAUAUUAUAUAUAAAGGCGAAAGUGGUAUUUCAAAGCCUUCUAAUCCUCCUCCAAAGUCUCUGGUGGAGCAAGUAAACAUAAAGAGAACAGAAAUGAUGUCAAAAAGACUAUAUCUUUUAGAAAAAGCCAAACAAUAUUUCGCCAUCAAAAAGCUUAUUAAUAGGAAUAGGCAGAAAUACCAGAGGAUUCAGGUCCUCGGAACCCUAAAACUCCCUGUUUUAGUCGUUAGCUUCAAGAAAGAGGCACAAUUUGAAGUUGAACAGAGAAAAUCUAACAGUCAGUUGAACAUCAAGUCAGAUACAAAGCCAAGAGUUUUGAAUGAUAUCUCUAAGAUUGUGAUGCCUAAGCAAGAGGCGAAUAAAAGUACUUGGAAGAGGUACCUUAGUUGGUUAACCUCGGUUAAUAAGAAGCUCAAGAAAAAUCGGAGCAGUGGAAAGCUUUCAGAUGGCUCUAAUAAUUCAGGAGAAACACAUGCUGAAAAUGAAGAUCAGAGUAAGAAAUAUUUGGGCAACCUUCUUGAAGCCAUCCAGAAGCAUCAAGAAAAGAUUCUGAAAUAUCAAAAGAGAGGUAGGAAGCCUAGGAGAGUGUCUAAGAAGCCAAAGACUCCUAGUACUAGCAAUACCACUCCAAUGAGUCAACACAUUGAACAAACUGUCCAAAAGAAGCAAAAUAAAAUUAGCGCUAAAAAGAAGAAGAAUUCUCUAAUAGGCGCGGAAACUGAUGAAGAAAAGAAAGAACAGCUUCCAAAAAUGAAGAAAAGGGAGAAGAAAGCUCUUAUGAUAAAAGAUGAAAAUACUGAGGUUACUAUGCCAAAUCCAGACAAGGUUCAACCCAAAGAAGAGGCUAAAGGGGGACAAAUUAAACAGGAAAUAAUGGAGAUGGACACUCCGGUGAAGUCAGGAGUCUCAAUCAAGCCAACCUCAAUGAUCGGGCCUGAGAAAAAUCCAGAAUUUGAAAAAGAGAAUCAUUACCAUGAGUUUGUGAAAAAGGAGCUUGAUAUAAAGAACGGUUUGGACAACCAUUCAUUUAUGCAAGAUGGUAGGAGUGAAUCAGACAGUCAAAUUUCUGAGACAUUUUCUUUAGUUCUCAGUAGCUACCACAGUAAUAGUUGCAGCCAAGACAAUAUUUUCCCAGGUCUCGAGAGUUUCAACUUGAAAUACCUGGGGCAUAGCCCAAUCAACGAGAUUGAGGGAAUAACAGGCGUCAGAUCCUUCCAAUAUCUUGAAUAAUCCUUCUCUUUAAACUCUCUUCAUAUAUCUUAUUAGUUCUUCUUUUGUGGGAAAUAUUUUAAAGUAUCUUUAGGGCUUCCCACAUACUCUCCCAGCCCUUUUAAAAGCCAAAUUCCCGAUAGCGCCGGGUGGCUAUUUUCUGUGCAUACCCUCUUAUUCGAGUCGAGGGAGGAGCUUGGAUAUUUGCUCUGUGGGGUUUAGAAUUCAA
This is a messenger RNA of Moneuplotes crassus, 2065 nucleotides long. The record is from the annotation of a GenBank genome assembly. NCBI's taxonomy places the organism in Eukaryota, Ciliophora, Spirotrichea, Euplotida, Euplotidae.